Molecule: messenger RNA, 3390 nt
Organism: Pelobates fuscus (common spadefoot toad)
Lineage: Eukaryota; Metazoa; Chordata; Amphibia; Anura; Pelobatidae
Gene: PLK4
Product: polo like kinase 4
Exons: 16
Coding region: 175-3006 (943 amino acids)
Biological process (GO): mitotic spindle organization; protein phosphorylation
Cellular component (GO): nucleus; kinetochore; centrosome
Molecular function (GO): protein serine/threonine kinase activity; protein binding; ATP binding
Source: RefSeq, a predicted model, not a curated record
GUAACGGGCGGAUUUUUCAAAUCAUAACGCGCCGGACCCGCGGGAAUGGAACCCAGACCCGCGGGCCGCAGCCACCGCGACACCCCCUGCGGUCAGCACCCCGCCACGAGCAAGGGCCGUGUCACCCCGCGAGGAUGAGCGGAACGCGGCGCGCGAGGAAAAAAAAGAAGCAUCAUGGCGAGCAGCAUAGGGGCCCGGAUAGAGGACUUCAGAGUCCUCAACCUCCUCGGAAAAGGCUCAUUUGCCUGUGUUUACAAGGCACAGUCCAUAAACACUGGCAUCGAGGUUGCUAUAAAAAUGAUAGACAAAAAGGCGAUGCAGAAAGUUGGCAUGGUACAACGUGUCCGAAACGAGGUGGAGAUACAUUGCCAGUUAAAACAUCCCUCUAUUUUGGAGCUUUACAACUAUUUUGAGGACAGCAAUUAUGUUUAUCUAAUUCUUGAAAUGUGCCAUAAUGGUGAGGUGAACCGUUGUCUGAAAAACAGAAAAAAACCAUUCUCCGAAAAAGAAGCUCGACACUUUAUGCAACAGAUUGUGAAGGGAAUGCUUUACCUUCAUUCUCAUGGCAUUCUCCAUCGUGAUCUCACCCUCUCUAAUCUCCUGCUCUCCAAUGAUAUGAACAUUAAAAUAGCGGAUUUUGGCUUAGCAGCUCAGUUAAAAAUGCCAACUGAGAAACACUUUACAAUGUGUGGUACUCCCAAUUACAUUGCUCCUGAAAUCGCUACUAGGAGUGCUCAUGGCCUUGAAUCCGAUGUCUGGUCUUUGGGCUGCAUGUUGUACACGUUUCUGGUGGGUCGACCUCCAUUUGACACAGACACUGUGAAGAAUACACUGAAUAAGGUUGUUUUAGCUGAUUAUGAGAUGCCCAACUUUCUUUCAAGAGAAGCCAAAGAUCUUAUUUUCCAGUUAUUGAGAAAAAAUCCAGCGGACAGGCUUAGUCUUUCAUCUGUGUUGGAUCAUCCAUUCAUGACUGUUUUUUCUUCUGCCAGAAGUGAUGAUAUGGGGACUGUUGAAGACUCCAUUGACAGUGGGCAUGCCACAAUCUCAACAGGCUUUAAUGGAUCUUCUGGAAUUAGUGUUGAUAGCCGCUUACAGGAGAAACGACUUUUAUGUGCUCCUUCUCUCCCUAACAAAAUGAACAUAUUACAGUUUAAAGAUAAACAAGCUCCUGAAUUAAUAUCAGGAGGUGGUGGCAGCUUCAUUAAGAAUCAGGGAGAGCAUAAUGACUUUUUUGAGGGUCGUGGUAGAAAAACUGUGAUUGAAGAUCGACCACAUUCACGAUAUCUUAGGCGUGCUCACUCUUCUGACAGAUCUGGGAAUACACGCAGCCAGACGCAGAGUAAACUAAGCAGUUAUGCAGAGAGGUGUCACUCUGUUGAAGCACUUGUGAAGUCUAAUGGACAGACAGUAGGCUAUCGCAAUUCCUCCUCUUCUCCUGCAAACAGCUAUGGAGAUAUCCCUCAGAUGUUCACAGACCAAGCUGUUGUGAGUUCAGCAUCCUUGGACAGAUAUACCUCUCCUCCAGUAAGAGAAAAGACGCCUUCCGAGUUUCUUUGUCCUUCAAAACCGAUUCCAAGGAUGAAUGAAAAGUGCCCAGCUGAAACCGUACAGCAAUGGUUUGGAGCAAUGCAGAUAAAUGGUGAAAAGAAAAAAUCCUCCAAUAUGAGUAGUGUUAGUAAUUCAGGUGGAGAUUUCUACAGCCAACCUGCUUCUCAGUACACUAGGAGUGAUAUAAGGAAUGGCACAGAUUCCUCAUUUGAAAGCAUUCAGAAAGUUCAAAGAAAGCACAAUGCUUUUGAACAGCAAAAUGAACAAUCCCGUCCUGAUUAUGGUGAUCAUCGUAAAUUAAGGAUACCUCAGCAGACCUUAGGACACUGCACUCUGCGAAGCCUUAUUCCACCUCUUAAUUCAGCCAGACUAAAGCCAAUAAGGCAGAAAACAAAGAAUGCUGUGGUUAGUAUUCUGGACACAGGAGAUGUUUGCAUGGAGUUCUUAAAGGAAUACAAUUCUCAAGAACGUGUAAAAGAGGUCCUCCGAAUAUCGUCUGAUGGUAAUCUGAUCUAUGUUUAUCAUCCAAAUGAAGGAAAAGGGUUUCCCUUGGUCGACAGACCCCCGUCGCCUCCAGAAACCAUGCUGAGUUUCACUUUUGACAGCUUACCUGAAAAGUAUUGGAAAAAGUAUCAGUAUGCAGCAAAAUUUAUACAGCUUGUCCGAUCUAAAACACCCAAAGUUACGUAUUACACAAGAUAUGCAAAGUGCAUGUUAAUGGAUAAUUCCCCAAAUGCUGAUGUUGAAGUCUGUUUUUAUGACGGUGCAAAGAUCCACAAAACAGGAGAUCUUACUCGUGUGAUAGAAAAAUCUGGGAAAUCAUAUACACUGAAGGAAGUCAGCCGAGCCAGUGACCUAAAUGACGAAAUUCAAGCGUAUGUGCAUCAUGCAAAUGAGAGCCAUCAUGUAUGCCUGUCCUUAGAAUCGAUCCUUACUAUAGAGGAAAAAGAGGGUGAAAAUAUUUCAUUGUUUCCAGUUACAUUUGGCAGGAAGCCAAAUAGCACAGAUUCACCUACAGUACAAUCCUCUGAAGCAGACAGCCAUAAACCGCAAUAUCGUGACAAUCUGGUAAUGCCUAGCAGUAAAAAUUCUCCAACCCAGACACCCUCCGCUAAUCCUUCUAUGAUUUCCUAUGAGGGAUCUGUAUUUUCGGCUCAAACUGGCACGGCUGCAAAUGCUACAAAAACCCACACUCCUGAUCCUAGCCAAGUCCUAAAAUCUGUUUUUGUUAAAAAUGUGGGCUGGGCCUCCCAGCUGACCAGUGGGGCAGUAUGGGUACAGUUCAAUGAUGGAUCACAACUUGUAGUUCAGCCUGGUGUUUCCUGCAUUAUUUAUACGGCGCCAAAUGGUCAGGUAACAAGACAUGGUGAAAAUGACAAGCUCCCAGAGUGCAUUAAAAGCAAGCUACAAUGCCUUUCGUCCAUACUUGUGCUCUUUGCAAAUUCAUCAACCCGCUAAGAAAAAGGACACACACAUCAGACCUGAACCAUCAUGGAUUUUUGUCUUGACUGCAGUCUUCCAGAGAUCUGUACAAAACAGCAGACUUGCUCUACUAAACUGGUGCUAGAAAUAUUUUAAAUAAAACUGAAAUAUGAGCUUGUUUUGCAUCUCAGUUCUGUUCUGAGAGCACCCAUAUCAUUGCCUCAAACCUGGUGUUUUUAUAGCAUUUUCCAAUAACGUUCUCUUCGAGGUUUCUUAAACGGUGUAUAGAAGAGUAUAACAUUUCUACUUCACUAUACAAGAAUAUUAACCGUUUACAUAUCUGCUUUGUGUUCCUGUAAAUGUUGUAUGUUUUGUAAUAUGAAAAGUAUAUAUUUUUUAUUUUUUAUCUGUUAACUUAUA